Molecule: messenger RNA, 1329 nt
Organism: Penicillium nucicola
Lineage: Eukaryota; Fungi; Ascomycota; Eurotiomycetes; Eurotiales; Aspergillaceae
Product: Hsp20/alpha crystallin family protein
Exons: 1
Coding region: 1-1329 (442 amino acids)
Biological process (GO): response to heat; response to salt stress; protein folding
Source: RefSeq, a predicted model, not a curated record
AUGGCUUCCAUCUAUCAACUCAACCAACCGCCAAAUCCCUUCUGGGAUUUCCUCAACGGAAACUUGGAGAACCAUCCUUUCUUUGCUCCUGGAGGUCACCAUGAAAGACGUGGACGUCACGGCCACCGUCAUGGAUGGGGAAAUCCCCAACAGAAUGAGAAUCUCCCACGGAGCACUGAAGGGCUUCACGAAGACUCAAACGGAGAGAUGAAGAACGACGGCCCAGUAUCCGACUCCGACUCCCCAGAGAACCACGGUGGCCGUUGUAAUCACUGCGGCAAGGGCAAAGGCAAAGGCAGAGGAGGCCCCGGCCAUGGACCUGGUCCAUUUGGCGGAAGAGGAGGCAGGGGAAAGCAUGGACACGGCCACCACCACGGCCCUAACCCCUUUGACUAUCUGGAUGAAAGCAGCCCGAAGGACACCGAAGCAGCUCAAGAGCAGGGCGAAAAAGACCUGAACACUGAGACCAACGAGAACCCAGUGACCGACACCGACACACAAGACAACCACGGCUCCGGCAGAAAAUGCAAGAACAAGGGCCACGGAGGCCCAGGUCCUUUCCGAGGAAAGGGCGGCAAAUGCAAACACGGCCAUGGCCCAGCUGGUCCUUAUGGUCACCCAGGCCCUCACGGCCACGGUCCCCGCGCAGGGCCAUGGGGUCACCACAACCAUCCCCACGGCCACGCAGGAAUAUUCGGUGGCCGCGGGCGAGGCCCUCACCACAGAGGCGGACAUGGCAGGCCCCACGGCGGACCCCCAUUCGGUCAAGGCUUUGCAUACAAUAUCCUCCGCAACCUCGGAAUCCCCAUGAACGAGCCCGCAUCCGAAGGCGUGGAUUUCACGCCUACUGUCGACGUCUUUGAUACCCCAGCCAAGUACAUUGUGCACGUUUCACUCCCUGGCGCGAAGAAGAGUGAUCUGAGCAUCGACUAUGACGCCGAAGAAUCCGUUCUGCGGUUGGCGGGUGUUGUGCACCGUCCUGGUAUUGAUGAAGCUAUGUAUCAGGGCCUUGUUAUGGAAGAGCGUGGACGGGAGAUUGGCGUCUUCGAACGUGAGGUCCGAUUUGGGACUAGGGCUGCGCCAGCUUCUGUUAUUGUCGAGGGGAUUUCGGCAAAGUUGGAGGAUGGUGUUUUGAAUGUUGUUCUGCCGAAGGUGGUUCCUGAGCCUGAGGUUCAGAAGAAGAAGGUCCUGGUUGAGAUUGAUGAUGACCUUAAUGAGAAGGGGGUUAUGGAUGAGAAGGUCCGUGGAAAUUUCACUCCCGAUGAGUCGGAAGUUAGUGACCUCGAGGAUGGUGAGGCCAGGGACUAUGUCAAGGUUCCAGUGCUGUGA